AUGAUCGGAGAAACUCGCGAGCCUUACCCGACGGUGCAGAGUCCUACAUGGCCGGUUUCAGAUGACUUCACAACGGCGGAAUUUUUUUCUCCGGCGAUUAACCGUCCAGAUUGCAGCAUGCUUGAAGCUUUAACGGCGUUACAUCGUUAUCUUCCGUCUAACGAAUCGUAUCCGGAUUCCGACCCGGAACCAUUCGGACCGGACUCUCCAGUCGAUGCUCACUCCUGUGACCAUUUCCGCAUGUACGAUUUCAAAGUCUUGAGGUGUUCUCGUGGCCGGAGCCAUGACUGGACGGAGUGUCCGUACGCUCAUCCCGGAGAGAAGGCUCGCCGGAGAGAUCCGAUGAAGUUCCGCAAAGGCGGUUGCAAGAAAGGAGACUCUUGCGAGUUUGCUCACGGAGUUUUUGAGUGUUGGCUUCAUCCUUCUCGUUACAGGACUCAGCCGUGUAAAGACGGCGGUGGAUGUCGCCGGAGAGUUUGUUUCUUUGCUCACUCGCCUGAUCAGCUUAGGUAUGUCCAGACACGAAGCCCUGAUCGGGUCGAUUCCUACGUUAGAGCGUUUCAGCUCUCGAUUUCGCAUGUUUCCAGUUCGCCGCCGGUGAGUCCGAGAGCUGACUCGGAGUCUUCUCAGUCACUGAGUCGCUCGCUCGGGUCUAGUUAUAUAAACGACGUGACGACGUCAUUUCGGAACUUACGGUUUGAGAAGUUGAAAUCAUUUCCUUCGUCUUAUAAAAAUCCGUUUCGAUGCUACCAAUCCGGAUUCGGGUCGCCCCGAGGAUCCAUGUUGGGUCCUGGGUUUCAGAGUCUGCCUACAACUCCGGCCCGACCCGAGAAUCUGGAUAUUUGGGAGAAUGGUUUAGAGGAAGAGCCUGCAAUGGAUCGGGUCGCGGAGUCGGGUCGUGAGCUACGAGCGAAGAUGUUUGAGAAACUGAGCAAGGAGAAUUGCAUGGAUCGGGUUGAACCGGAUCAAAAUUCGGGUGAUGCUCCGAUGUCAAGUGGGUAUCUGAACAUGUGA
This is a messenger RNA of Brassica oleracea var. oleracea, 1014 nucleotides long. RefSeq names its product zinc finger CCCH domain-containing protein 49-like. The record is from RefSeq and is a predicted model, not a curated record. The transcript has a single exon. Gene Ontology annotation, molecular function: metal ion binding. The coding region runs from base 1 to 1014 and encodes 337 amino acids. NCBI's taxonomy places the organism in Eukaryota, Viridiplantae, Streptophyta, Magnoliopsida, Brassicales, Brassicaceae.